CCUCUCUGUCAGAUCACAGCUCCUUCACUUGGAGAGCAGACCGGUAUCACCUGGAGGAUUGAUCCCAGACAUGAGACUCUGUGCUCGGGCUGGAGCUCGGUGUCUCUUGCCCGUCCUGGUUCUCCUGACUGUCCUCCAUGUCAAAGCAGACCAGCACCAACCCAGGGAGAGACACUAUUACAUUGCCGCUGUUGAGAUAGACUGGAACUACUCUGGCAAUGACACACACAGGCUUGGUCCCACCUAUAAGAAAGUGGUCUUUCGGGAGUAUGAGAAAGACUUCAGACAGGCUAAGACUCAUCCCUCCUGGUUAGGUCUACUCGGACCCACACUGAGGGCAGAGAAGGGGGAGACGAUUGUUGUCACUUUCAGAAACAUGGCGACUGGACUACAUAGCCUCCACCCACACGGGGUCGCUUACGGGAAACAGUCAGAGGGAGCCCACUACUUUGACAACACAUCACAGAAAGAGAAAGAGGAUGACGUAGUGCAGCCUAACAGUGAACACGUUUACUACUGGGAGGUUACGUCAGAUGUUUCUCCACAGCCAAAUGACCCUACCUGUCUCACCUACACCUAUAUCUCCCACCAAAAUGUUGUGGAGGAUUACAACUCAGGCCUCAUUGGUACUUUACUCAUCUGCAAGCCUGGCAGUCUGGAUGAGUCGGGGAAUCAGGUUGCCGUCAACCAGGAGUAUGUGUUCCUCUUUGGGAUUUUUGAUGAGAAAGAGAGCAGGUACAAACCAAACGGCCAUGCCUCAGACAACCACGUCAAAUACACCAUCAACGGAUACACAGAGGGAUCACUACCUGAUGUCAGUGUGUGUGCCUAUGCCUCUGUGAGCCUGCAUCUGGUGGGUAUGAGCUCAGAGCCGGAGGUAUUCUCAGUGCAUAUGAACGGGCAGGUGCUGCAGCAGACCGGGCAUAAAGUGUCGUCAGUGGGCCUGAUCAGUGGCUCCUCCACCACUGCCAGCAUGGUGGCUAUCCACACAGGCCGCUGGCUGCUCUCGUCACACACCAUCAAGCACAUGGAAGCUGGCAUGCAUGGCUUCGUGGAUGUGAAGAAGUGUGCCGGCUUUAACGCACCCCAGCGAAGGAUGACCAUUGAACAAAAACGACACAGCAAGGAGUGGAAAUACUACAUAGCUGCUGAGGAAAUUGUCUGGGACUAUGCACCUGACAUGCAUGACUACAUUGAUGAGAACUUCAAAUUCCAGUACCUGAGACAGUCAUCAACACGCAUAGGGAGAAAGUACAAGAAGGCAGUGUACACGCUGUACCAAAAUGAGUCUUUCACUGAAAAGUUAGAGACCAAGCAAAGGAAAAAUGAGCUUGGGAUCUUGGGCCCAGUGAUCAGAGCGCAAAUCAGAGAUGUCAUCAAGAUUGUUUUUAAGAACAUGGCCUCCAGGCCCUACAGCAUCUAUCCACAUGGGCUGACAAUAGAGAAGUCAGAAGAGGGAGUCAACUACCCAGCAGGAGGCAACCAGUCUCAUGGUGUUCAGCCAGGUGAGACACACACCUAUUUAUGGAAAGUGGCCGAAGAGGAUGAGCCUUUGGACGGAGACUCUCGAUGUUUGACACGAGUGUACCACAGUGCAGUGGACACACCACGUGACAUCGCCUCAGGACUAAUAGGACCAAUCCUCAUCUGCAAGAGUCAGUCGCUCAAUGUCAGGAACGUGCAGCUGAAAGCAGACAAGGAGCAGCAUGCCUUGUUGGCUGUGUUCGAUGAGAACAAGAGCUGGUACCUGGAUGACAACAUUCGCCAAUAUUGUGAUCGAUCCAAAGUCAACAAGGCAGACGCAGACUUUUAUAAGUCCAAUGUCAUGCACACAAUUAAUGGUUAUGUGUUUGAGAGCGGCCCGCUCUUGGGCUUCUGCAAUGGGGAAGUUGUAACAUGGCACGUGUCCAGCAUUGGAGCACAGGACUACAUCCAGACAGCUACUUUCUACGGCCAUACAUUUGACCUGAAUGAGCGGACAGAGGACUUUCUCAGCCUCUACCCCAUGACUGGAGAGACCAUCACUAUGAACAUGGACAACAUUGGUGUCUGGCUUCUGGCUUCCCUGAAUUCUCAUGAGACAACCAAAGGAAUGCGCGUAAAGUUUCAGGAUGUUGAGUGCUAUCGUGACUACCAGUAUGAGUACACUGACUAUGAAAAUUCAGCAACAAAUAUAAAUGUACAAGAAUAUAAUGUGUGGAAGCCUCCGGGCUUGGAUGAGAUCAAGAAGGUAGAGGAGACGCCAAAGCUUGUAAUAGAAAUGCCAGCGGAGAUCGAUGCUUACACAGACAUGUUUGCAGAUGAAUUAGGUCUCAGGUCUUUGAAGAACCGAUCUAGUAGCUCAGAUGUGGAGGAGCUGGACCUCUCUUUCCUCGACUAUGAUGUCAUUGAUGUGCUUGAUGGAGAUAUGAAUACCACCCUUAAUUUUAAGGAGAAAAAGAGUAAAAAUCAGACCUCCAUUCCAAAGCCAAAUGCACUAAAUGAGACAUCAUUUUCAAAUUGGAAAGAGGAUGGACUAAACCUUACAGCAGUUAAUUUGCAGAACCAAAGCAUCAGUGAAAAUACAACACAUAUGCAGAACAGUAGUACGCCAUCAACUUUUGACAGUUCUUCUGUGUAUAAAACAGAGAACACAACCGUUUUUUCUAUUCUAUUUUCUAUCCUAAAUAUAUUACUAAAGAAUGACAGUAUAACUACAAGUGCUUCUGUAGUUGUCUCAAAUCUGGAUAAUGUUGCAGUAUCUGACACAAAGAACACAACAUUUCAGAAUGCUACAGCAUUAUCAAAGGUUGGAAAUGAAUCUACAGAGAUUACCAAUCUUACUGUGACAUUAGGAGGAAAUUCAGGUUCCAUCUUGGAGACUGAAAGAAUGAAUGUAACCCAGACUGGUGAUAACCAGACUUCUGUGGGCACGAUCUUGGCCGAGGACUCAGAGGAGAGACUCACCAGAGGGGACGUGUUCUCUUACUCUGUGCCUUUAUCCAAUUCCAGCAGCACCAACAAUCUCCACAGUACACCAGAGGGCAAUGUCACCUCUCCCUCACGCAGUACAAAAAAGGAAGAUGAGAAUAACACAGCAGAUGGAACAAACCAUUCAUUGUCUAUUCCAACAUCUGAUGUUGGAGAGGUUGACAUCAGCAGCAUAGACAGACGCAACGUGACCAUCUUUGAGUUGGAAGUGGAGAGUACAGACAAUAAAACCAGUGGCAAUGACUCUCUAAUCACUGCAGCAGAGCCAGAGUAUGGACUUCAGAUGAAUUCCUCCGAAACUGCCAAUUCCAGCCUUGAAAAUGAAACACACAUUUUGCUCGAAACUGAGCCCUUACAGAACGUCACGGUGAAUAUAUCCAGAUCAAAUUCAUCAUGGGAGAUUAGUUCCGAGAGUAGGCAGAAUGUCACAGCUCUUCUUGGCGAGUUGAACCACACAUCUUCUGCAGAAAGUUUCCCCAGUGAGACUAUGGUUUCAGCUAACAUGUCCCUUCCCAGCGAUGCAGUAAGAAAGAACAAUGCUGAGGAGGUAUCUGCCUCACACAGCAGUGAAGAAGUGAUUAUCUACCUUAAAGAAAACAAUACAGAGGGGAUUAAAACCACCUCUGUCAAAACGCAGGGGCACAACUGGACUUACGAGGGAACUCACCAGUUGGUACCCAUGGAGACUCCUGACUACAUGAUAAAAUAUUUGGGGACAGAGACCCCUCAAACAACACCAAGUCCAAAAAAGAAGACCAGGAAGGUGAACCUCCGACAGAGGCCCCAGAAGGGCCAAGGCAUGAAAACAAAGAAGAGGAAGGAAUACAAGCCUCAGGCCAGGAGCGGCUUACCAUUCUCUCCUCGUGGGUUCAAUCCAGGCAUGACCCCGCGCGGGUCACGACCCCAGGCACCACAACCUGUCUCCGAUGAGGAGGAGCUCAUUAACAUGCCCGUCGUCAUCGGUGUGCCCCGGCCCGAUUUCAGUGACUACGAGCUGUAUGUCCCUGGGGGCGAACCACGUCAUCUAGAGCUUUAUGAGCAAGAUAUUAAGGCAAACGAAUAUGAGUAUGUGACAUACAAAGACCCCUACAGCAGUCAUGAAGACAUCAAGAAUCUCAACCUGGACGAGACCACCAAAUACUACUUAAAAUUCUCAGGCCCGAAUGUCAAGACUUACUUCAUCGCUGCAGAGGAGGUUCAGUGGGACUAUGCUGGUUACGGACAGAGGAGGCAAGACAAGUCGCAAGAAAACAGCCAAGUAACUAAGUUCACCAAGGUGGUUUUCCGAAGUUACAUGGACAGUAGCUUCAACACACCUGACAUCCGUGGAGAGUUAGAUGAGCAUCUAGGCAUCCUGGGACCUGUCAUCAAGGCAGAGGUUGGACAAAGCAUCAUGGUGGUGUUCAGCAACAAAGCCAACCGGCCGUACUCCUUACACCCAAAUGGGGUUUCCUACACCAAGCAGACAGAGGGUCUGUCCUAUGACGAUGGCUCCAAGUACUGGUAUAAAUAUGACAAUGAGGUUCAACCCAAUACUACCUUCACAUAUAUGUGGAAGGUCCAUUCUAUGGUCGGGCCAAUGCCAGGCGAGUCUCACUGUCGGACCUGGGCCUACUAUUCAGGUGUUAAUCCUGAAAGGGACAUCCACUCUGGCUUGAUUGGGCCUUUGCUGGUGUGUCGAGAGGGAACCCUGGACAGGAAUUUACCAGACAUGAGGGAGUUCACGCUGCUUUUCAUGACCUUUGAUGAGACGCAGAGCUGGUACUACGAGAAGAACCACGAGAUGAUGCAGAGGAAAAGCCGAAAGAGAGUUAUGGACUCCGACUUCAAGGAGAACUUCAAGUUCCAUUCCAUCAAUGGCAUUAUAUACAACCUGAAGGGCCUGAGGAUGUACACCAACCAGCUCGUGUGUUGGCACCUGAUCAACAUGGGUUCUCCCAAAGACUUUCAGAGUGUCCACUUCCAUGGACAGACGUUCCUCCACAAGAAGACCACCAGUUACAGACAGGCCGUCUACCCGCUGCUGCCUGGGGGCUUUGCUACUCUGGAGAUGUAUCCAUCCAAACCUGGUCUGUGGCAGCUGGAGACAGAAGUGGGUUUCAACCAACAGAAGGGCAUGCAAACCCUCUUUCUGGUUCUAGAUAAUGACUGCUACCGUCCGCUGGGUCUAGAAUCAGGCAGUGUCAAAGACAACCAGAUCACAGCAAUCAACACUAGAGGAUACUGGGAGCCCCAUCUUGCCAGAUUGAACAAUCAGGGUAAAUACAACGCAUGGAGCACAGAGCAGAACCGCAGCUGGAUUCAGGUAGACUUCCAGCGGCCAGUUGUGAUCAGCCAGGUGGCCACCCAGGGAGCCAGGCAGAUGCUCUAUUCCCAGUUUGUGAUGAAGUACUGCAUCUCCUACAGCAGCGACCGCCAGAAUUGGAUCUUCUAUAAGGGCGACAGCAGGGACGUCAGGAAGGUAUUCACUGGAAACCAGGAAGUCUAUGAGGUAAAUAGAAACACCUUCUUUCCUCCCGUGAUUGGACGGUUCAUUAGGCUCCACCCCAUCGACUGGUACGACAAGGCCACAGUCCGCAUGGAGUUCUACGGCUGUGAGCUUGACGGCUGCUCGGUGCCUCUGGGGAUGGAGAGUGGACUAAUAGAAGACCAUCGCAUCACAGCCAGCUCCACAGCUUCCAGCUGGUACGCCGGACCCUGGAAACCUUCCCUUGCACGCCUCAACAGACAGGGCACCAUCAAUGCAUGGCAAGCUAAGUAUAAUGACAUGAACCAGUGGCUUCAGGUGGAGCUGCCCCAAAUUAAGAAGAUCACAGGUAUCAUAACGCAAGGAGCCAAGUCUCUGGGGAAAGAGAUGUAUGUCAUGUCCUACUCUCUGCAGUACAGCGACAAUGGGAUACAGUGGAACCAGUACACAGAUGAUGAGGACCUCCCUUCCAAGACCUUUAUAGGAAAUACAGAUAACAACGGCCAUGUGAAGAACUACAUCUACCCUCCUAUUUUCUCCCGCUUCAUCCGAAUCAUCCCCAAAAGCUGGAUGGUCUCCCUCACCAUGAGGAUAGAACUACUGGGCUGUGACUAUGAGUGAUAAACAGACACACACAGACACAUCCAUACCAGUGAUGACAGGUCAGGUCAACCAUCCACAUCUACAUGCAAACUGAAACACACAUAUGGUGUACGCCCAGACAUAUGCACAUCCACUUCCACACAUACAGCCAUGUACGGAAGAAAAGAGUUUCCCCUCGGGGAUCAAUAAAGUAUUUCUGAUUCUGAUUCUGUAUUUCUGAUCCUACAUACAUACAUACAUUUAUUAGCUAGGUCAUUUGUUAAACUCGUAUAACAGCUUGUGAAACUCAACUGCUACACAAGUUAGGACACCUGCCACUGGGAAAUUUCAGUUUCUUUCUUGCCAGAUUUGGAUGUUGCAACCAAGAAGGAUGCAAAAAAAGUAAUAUAGUCUUUUACAAGUUAAUACAGUGCAACGUGUUUUAUUAUACAAAUAUAUGCGCAGUUAAAAUUUGUUAGAAAACUCAUUGGUAAGUGCAGUAAUAUGCAGUUGUCAGUAGUAUGAGUAAUACUAGCCAUUCUGUCCAUAGUUGUAUGUGUUUUUAAAAUACUAGUUGCAUUUUGUAAGCUGAUAUUUGGCAUUUUGUCCAUCAAAAAAAAUAUGAAUGAAUGUAAAUAUGUAAGUUGAGAUCAUGUAAUUUAUUUUUCAAUAAAUAUGAUGUGAUGUAUGAGUA
Molecule: messenger RNA, 6713 nt
Organism: Siniperca chuatsi (mandarin fish)
Lineage: Eukaryota; Metazoa; Chordata; Actinopteri; Centrarchiformes; Sinipercidae
Gene: f5
Product: coagulation factor V
Exons: 25
Coding region: 71-6058 (1995 amino acids)
Molecular function (GO): oxidoreductase activity; copper ion binding
Source: RefSeq, a predicted model, not a curated record